AUGAGUCAAUCACUUUCUGUACCUCCAUAUUUUGAUGGAAGUAAUUAUGCCUAUUGGAAGGUUAGAAUGCGUGCGUUUCUUAAGUCUUUAGAUGAGCAUGUUUGGGUAAGUGUGCAAAAUGGUUGGAAACCUCCCUCUACUAUCGUAUCAGGAACUGUUAACCUUACCGACAUAUCACUGUGGACUAAGGAUGAAAUAGCUGAGUGUAAUUGGAAUAGCAAGGGUCUUCAUGCCCUGUUUAUGGCCGUGUCUCCCGAAGAGUUUAGGAGAGUGUCAAUGUGUGAAACUGCUAAAGAGGUUUGGGACAUUCUUGAAACUAUCCAUGAGGAAACUAAAACAGUAAAGAACUCUAAGUUACAAGUGCUAACUUCUAGGUUUGAAGAAGUGAGAAUGAAGGAUGAUGAAACGUUUGACGAAUUCUAUGCUAAAUUGAAUAACAUUGUUAACUCUAGCUUCAAUCUAGGUGAGAAAAUUCCCGAGUCUAAAAUUGUGAGAAAAGUGCUUAGGUCCCUGCCCGAGAGAUUUAGACCUAAAGUCACUGCCAUUGAGGAAAGUAAGGACCUAGAUGAAGUUAAAAUUGAAGAACUGGUAGGAUCGUUGCAAACUUAUGAACUCACUAUUACACAAUCUAAGAAAGGAAAGUUCAUAGCCCUAAAAUCCAUCAAAGAAGAUGAAUCUUCUGAUACUGAGUUACUUAGGGACGAGAAAAUCGCGUACUUUGUUAAGAAAUUUCAAAGAGUUCUCAAGAAUAGGAGAAAGCCUCAGAAUAAAAAGAGUGGAGCUCCUAGCAGAUUCACAAAAGCAAAAACUGAAACGUUUAACAAUAAAGGGUCGAGUGAUAAACCACGUUUGGUUAGUGAUAGACAGGAAUCUUCUAGUAGUAAGGAUGAAGGAAACUAUAUGGCAUUUGUAUCAACUGUUAAGAGUGAAUCUGAUAAAGAGAGUGACAAGGUUGAGGAGAACUUCCAAACGAUAAUUCUAAAAGAAAAAGAGAAACUUGCUAGUAAUCUUCAGAAUUCACUUAAGAGUGGAAGUGAGUUAAAGUGUGUAAAUAAGAAGUUAGAAGACAAGAUUAAGACUUUGACUAGUGAAUUGGUGAAAUCUAAUGCUCAUCUUCAGACUUUCGUAAGUGGGACUAAGAAAUUGGACAAUAUAUUGGAAAUGAAUAAGCAUGCAGGAGAUAGGAAGGGUCUAGGAUAUGUGGAGGGUAAUACACAUGUUGCUGGACCUUCUAAGACUGUUUUUGUUUCUGCCUCUAAAAAAGUUAAUGCUGUUAGUAGUUCAAAUAAGGGUAAGAAUGUUCCGAGAGAACAGAGUCAUCAAUCACGUAGGGACUUCAUACCCAGAUACCCUCAGCCACGUACCUUUGAGCCUAGGUUCAUUCCCACCUGUCACCACUGUGGAGCCUUAGGACACACUAGGCCUAGAUGCUAUAGGUUAGGGAAUGAGCGUAAAAAUCUGAACAUUCCUAGUCAGGUUAGCUUUCUGUCUAAUCAGGUUAGUCAUUUGACUGAGAUGCUUACUAAGCUUACUAGGAGUACUUUAUCAUCUAAGAAAGUUUGGGUCAAAAAGGGUGAUCUAGCUAGACAUUCGAGUCAAAAAAAGUGUUUUGUUGCUCAUGUUGCACUGAAAGCCCAAAAUUACAACAUGUGGUACCUAGAUAGUGCAUGUUCUAGACAUAUGUGUGGUAAUAAGGCUUUAUUCACUACUCUUGAUGAAUGUAACGGUGGUAUGAUUACCUUUGGAGAUGGGGGUUCUGCACCUAUUCUUGGCAAAGGUACUGUACAAAUACAUGAUUUACCUGUGAUCUCUAAUGUGCUUUAUGUGGAAAGUUUAAAGUCUAACUUGUUAAGUAUUAGUCAAAUUUGUGACGCUGAUUUUGAGGUGAGUUUUGUGGAAAAGAGAUGUACUGUGUAUGAUUCGCCUGGUGGGGUGGUUCUUGAAGGGCACAAAAGAUUAGGUCAUUUGAACUAUAAGAGUCUAGUACAACUGGCUAGGAAAGAAUUGGUAGAUGGUUUGCUUAAGAUUGGUCCUAGUGAAAAUGUUGUGUGUGGACCAUGUCAACUAGAUAAACAACUUAAGGGGAAUCAUAAGAAGACUUCAAAAAUUCUGACCAAAAGACCCCUAGAAUUGAUACACAUGGAUUUAAUGGGACCAUCUAGGACUGAGAGUUUAGGUAGUAAGCGAUACAUUCUUGUUGUGGUAGAUGACUUCUCGAGAUUCACAUGGAUAGAAUUGCUUAGGGAAAAAUCUUAUGCAUGUGAUCUCAUAAAAUCUUUGUGUAAACGGCUUAGCAAUCAACUAAAUCUCAAAGUGUCUAGAAUGCGUAGUGACCAUGGAAAAGAGUUUGAGAAUUUUAAUCUUAAAAGUUUCUGUAUGGAUGAAGGGAUAUUGCAUGAGUUCUCUUCGCCUAUCACUCCUCAACAAAAUGGGAGUGUUGAAAAUUGUGAUAAAGAUGGUGAUCUUAUAAGUUCUAGUGAUCCUACUGAGCCACCUGUGUCUGAAUCAUCUCUUAGGAAACCUGAAACACCUGAAAAGAAAACAUUUCCACAAGAUCGAGAUAAAGAUCCUAAGGAACCAUCGACUAGGGUGGAACCUAAGAAAGUUGAAGAGGCUCUUAGUGAUGAGUGUUGGGUGAAUGCGAUGCACGAGGAGCUCAAUCAAUUUGCGAGGAACAAUGUGUGGAUCUUAGUUCCCAGGCCUGAGAAUCGUAAUGUUAUAGGUACUAAGUGGAUCUUUUAG
Olea europaea var. sylvestris is the source of this 2742-nucleotide messenger RNA. RefSeq lists its product as uncharacterized. Gene Ontology annotation, molecular function: nucleic acid binding. Gene Ontology annotation, biological process: DNA integration. The coding region runs from base 1 to 2742 and encodes 913 amino acids. The record is from RefSeq and is a predicted model, not a curated record. Lineage: Eukaryota; Viridiplantae; Streptophyta; Magnoliopsida; Lamiales; Oleaceae. The transcript is spliced from 6 exons.